Molecule: messenger RNA, 1373 nt
Organism: Ooceraea biroi (clonal raider ant)
Lineage: Eukaryota; Metazoa; Arthropoda; Insecta; Hymenoptera; Formicidae
Gene: alc
Product: 5'-AMP-activated protein kinase subunit beta-1
Biological process (GO): signal transduction
Cellular component (GO): nucleotide-activated protein kinase complex; cytoplasm; nucleus
Molecular function (GO): protein kinase binding
Source: RefSeq, a predicted model, not a curated record
ACAAGAUAACAUCAAAGAUAGUUUCGUUGAGUUUUGCCUCCAAGCAGAAAAGUUUGUUAUCAUUGACACUGUGCAGUGCUGUGCAGUUAACUGUGUGCAAUCACAAACAAAAUGUUUUAUUCUGUGCUUCGUGCAUGGCCUUCGGGACGAUUUAAAUGUUUGUAGGAACGAAGGAGCGUGUAGAAGUGCGAAGUUUCAUCGAUUCAACUUUAAUACCACUAAAGAAAGUUUGCGUCUCCGAUUUGUUGUCGGCGCAUAACAUAUCGAACGGCAUCAGAGAUCAUUGCGAUUCUUGGCUGUAACAAUGGGUAAUGCAGGAAGCAAUCAGCCCGUUAGUCAUCAUCAUGGUAGUUCAGUGAGGGAUAGGGAGCAUCGACAUAGCAAAGAUCAUCCUCCACCCUCGCCAGGGAAGGAAGGCCAAGCAUUUGUAUUCGACAAAAAACCCAGUCAGAAACUUGUCUUUCAGUCUUCCCACGAGGAAGAAGAAUCAUAUUUUACAAAGAAUAGUCAACAAGAUGGAGAAGAUUUUGGAUCGCAGCGACCAAGGUCCAACACUGUCUCCGAAGGAACAAAAGUCACUGAUAGUAAGGUGCUACCGACUGUCUUCAAGUGGGAAGGAGGAGGAAAGCAAGUGUUCAUUAGCGGGACAUUUACUGGGUGGAAGACGUUGCCAAUGGUGAAGAGCCACGGUGAUUUUGUUACAAUAAUUGACCUGCCAGAGGGAGAGCAUCAGUACAAAUUUUUCGUUGAUGGUGAAUGGAGACAUGAUCCUGGACUGAAAAUUGUGGACAAUGGCAUGGGCUCCAAGAACAAUUUAGUGUCUGUAAGGAAAUCCGACUUUGAGGUAUUCCAGGCUCUCGCAAAGGACAGCGAAGGUGUUACCAACAGUGCGCAGACAGAAUAUGGGCAAGAAAUCCCGCCGCAUAAGCCUUGGGAGAAGGUAGCUGGACCGCCUAUAUUGCCACCGCAUUUACUGCAAGUAAUUCUUAACAAGGACACACCGCUUUCCUGCGAACCUACUCUUCUACCUGAACCGAAUCACGUUAUGCUGAAUCAUCUUUAUGCCCUAAGCAUUAAGGACAGCGUCAUGGUCCUGUCGGCCACACAUCGUUAUCGCAAAAAAUAUGUGACGACUUUGCUGUACAAACCAAUCUAGAUGUUAAGUAUUGUUGGUGCUGCUCGUUUCUUAACUGUCGCGAAUAAAGCAGGUGCUUGAAGAAGUAGCAGAAAAUGCUGUGCAAAGCUUUACAAACUGUUUGGAGGCAGGGUAGAAGGUCGUAAUAUCUAAGAAUAUCCGUUUGUUGCUAUGUUUAUUAUACCCCUCUCAGUCACGUGUAAAGAGCAAUUACUAUUUAUUAAAGACAAAUAUUUUA